Messenger RNA from Phytophthora nicotianae INRA-310, 2306 nucleotides. RefSeq lists its product as hypothetical. NCBI's taxonomy places the organism in Eukaryota, Oomycota, Peronosporomycetes, Peronosporales, Peronosporaceae. Gene Ontology annotation, biological process: DNA replication; DNA replication initiation; double-strand break repair via break-induced replication. Gene Ontology annotation, molecular function: single-stranded DNA binding; DNA replication origin binding; ATP binding. Gene Ontology annotation, cellular component: MCM complex; nucleus. The record is from RefSeq and is a predicted model, not a curated record. The transcript has a single exon. Bases 36 to 2261 code for a protein of 741 amino acids.
CGCGCUUUUCACAAUUCGAUCAUCCUCAAGCAACUAUGGACUGGGAUGCCGGUCGUGUGUCUGCCGUGGGCAUGGAGAGCGCCCAGGCGUCGGACGCGCGCCAGGGAGCCAGCCCAGCAGCACUACAGCGCCGCCUACUAGCCUUCCUGCGCGGGUUUCGCGUGGGUCCGCUGUUCUACUACCGCGAGCAGCUCCUCGCCAACGCACGGCGCAGCCACUGGUUUGUUACCGUGAACCUCUCACACGUUGCAGCCUUCGAUCAGGAACUACAAGAUCUGCUUCUCAAGAGCCCAAAGGAGCAACUCCCUCUAUUGGAGAACGCAGCCAAGGAAAUGUUGACGCAGUUGCUCGUGUCCAGCCAAGACGCGGGUGCGCCAGACUCGUCAACUUCUGGCAUUUCCUCAAGCAACUUGCCAGAUAUCCAGGCCAUUCUAACCAGUGAUCAAGCCCCAGUGGCGCUUCGCCACGUACACUCACAGGAGAUCAACCGACUGGUGAAAGUGCCAGGCAUCGUAAUCAGCGCCACGCGUGUGCGGACGAAGUGCGUGUCGGCAACUUUGAAAUGUCGUAACUGUGGCCACACCAAGCGAGUUGCCGUUGCCGGAAUGGGAGGCGUGAGCAUCCCCCGCAUCUGUGACCGCAACCGCGAGGAAGACAAUGGAGUAACCCCGGGGGAAAUGUGCCCCAAAGACUCGUAUGUUGUGUUGCCCGAUCAAGGCCACUACGUUGACCAACAGACACUGAAACUGCAAGAAAACCCCGAAGUUGUACCUACUGGCGAAAUGCCCCGAAACUUAGCGCUGGUUGCCGACCGUCACUUAGUGGACAGAGCGUCCCCCGGCACGCGAGUUUCGGUGGUCGGCAUUACCUCUGUGGUCAACGCAGGAGGCAAAAACGUCGGCGCUGUAGCCAUCCGCACACUCUAUCUGCGCGUAGUGGGCAUUGAGAUCGACGAAGAAGGCGCAGGACGUGCCAAAGCAACAUUUUCCCCAGCUGAGGAGGAAAAGUUUCAUGAAAUGGCGCGAGACCCGAAAUUGUACGAGAAGCUGGCGACGAGUAUUGCCCCUUCGAUUUAUGGCGACUACACGGUGAACAUCAAAAAGGCAAUUGCGUGUUUGCUGGCUGGCGGGUCGAGGAAAAGGUUGCCAGAUGGCAUGAUCUUGCGUGGCGACAUCAAUGUGUUGCUUUUGGGAGAUCCCAGUACGGCAAAGUCGCAGUUUCUCAAGUUUACGGAAAAAAUUGCCCCUGUGGGGGUGUACACGUCGGGUAAAGGCAGUAGUGCAGCUGGUCUGACGGCGUCAGUUAUCCGUGACUCCAAGGGAGAAUUCUACCUUGAAGGCGGCGCCAUGGUACUGGCUGAUGGUGGCGUGGUGUGUAUCGACGAGUUCGAUAAGAUGCGCGAAUCAGAUCGCGUGGCAAUUCACGAAGCCAUGGAGCAACAGACAAUUUCUAUUGCUAAAGCUGGUAUCACGACGAUUCUAAACUCCCGUGCAAGUGUACUAGCAGCGGCAAACCCUGUAUUCGGUCGGUACGAUGAUAUGCGCUCUGCAUCGGAGAAUAUCGACCUGAUGAGUACAAUUCUCAGUCGUUUCGACAUGAUCUUCAUCGUCCGCGAUAUCCAGGACGACGCUCGAGACAGACAAAUGGCUGCUCACGUGGUGAGAAUGCACACGAAUGCACUAGCGUCGGCAGCUGGAAAGCCCUCGGCAAGUGAAAAUGCCUCGAGUGGGGGAGAAUUUGAGCCUUGGUUGCUUAAGAAAUUCAUCACUUAUUGUCGUACUCGAUGCGCCCCGAGACUGUCGGUUGGCGCAGCUCAAGCGCUUCAGGACUUUUACGUUGGUGUACGUGACGAUGUGCGUCGUACACAGGGCGGGGAAACUACCAUUCCCGUCACUGUGCGUCAACUGGAAGCUCUUGUGCGUAUUGCGGAAUCAUUGGCAAAAAUGCACUUGCUUAACGAAGCCACACGUGAACAUGUGCAGGAAGCCAUUCGAUUGUUCAGUGUGAGUACCAUGAACGCAGCCAAAGACGGCGGUACUCAGGGACUAUUCGGUGGCUUUCAUGAAAAAGCGCAGGAGGUGGAACAGAGUAUUAACCGCACUUUACGCAUUGGUACUCGUGUCGAAACCAGCGCUUUGUACAGCCGUCUCGAGGCGCAGGGAUACAAUCCCAACGCUAUUCAACGCGCUAUCCGAGCCAUGGUGCAGAAAGGGUCACUUCGACAGCUCAGCCAGUACAAGUUUGUAUCUCGCGUUAAGUAGUUAACUUUAACAACGAGUACUACCAUAAAAUAUCUUUCGUGACUA